AUGGGUUCUCUAUAUUCUAAUCUUUUUUCGAAUUGGUGUUUUACAAAUAAUAAUCCUUGGCUUGAUAAAGGGAGGAUAGUUGUUGCAUGGCUGCCAAUUUUGUUUACUGUUAAUAUUAGCUUAUGUACAGCUCAAGUAAUUCACUGUGUUGUGCACCCAAGACAGAAACAAGACAGAUUUGAGGUUACUUUCGUGUAUGGAUUUAAUGAAGAUAAGAAGAGAGGCCAGCUUUGGAUGGACUUGGAAGAGAUUUCACUGCAAAUUCAGGGGCCUUGGAUAGUUAUGGGGGACUUUAAUGAUAUUCUGUUUAGCAAUGAAAGAGUGGGAAGAGGAUCUACUAAAAGUCCUACUCAAGAUUUUCGAGAUUGUGUGGCAAAGUGUAGCUUGGAUGAUCUGAAAUACUCUGGGAUUUUUUACACCUGGAAUAAUAAGCAGAAACCAGAGGAUCGAGUUUUCUCUAAGUUAGAUAGAGCCUUAGUUAAUCCUCAAUGGACAGAUUGUUUUCAGUUUUCGGAAGCUAACUUUUUACCUGAGGGAAGCUUUGAUCACAGUCCCAUUUUAGUCUCGAUAUAUCAGGAUGUGAUUAGUGGCAAGAAGCCAUUUCGCUACUUUCGAAUGUGGAAGGAUGCAGAUGAAUUUGGUGAGCGAAUUGCUAAAUGUUGGCAGAAAGGAGUGGAGGGCACGGAGAUGUACCAGUUGACAGUUAAACUUAAACGCCUAAAACAAAUUCUUAAGAGCAUUAAUAAGGAAGGUUUCCAUGAAAUUCACAAAGCAGAAAUGAUAGCAAAGGAGGAAUUACUAGUUUUGCAGGAAGAAGUGAAUAAAGAUCCACACAACUCUCAUUUACAGCAUGAGGAACAAGUGGCUCGGGGCAAAUAUGCUAAAGUUUUUAAGGCUUAUUCUCUCUUUUUAGCUCAGAAAGCCAAAGUUUCUUGGGCUAAAAAUGGAGAUGAAAACUCAGCAAUAUUCCAUGCGUCACUAAAGGCAAGGAGAAUUCAGAACAGGAUUUUUUCAAUAGAGGAUGCGCAGGGGGUUUGGUGUGAUACUCCUCUUGCUGUUCAGGAAGCCUUUUUACAAUAA
Humulus lupulus (European hop) is the source of this 1080-nucleotide messenger RNA. RefSeq lists its product as uncharacterized. The transcript has a single exon. Lineage: Eukaryota; Viridiplantae; Streptophyta; Magnoliopsida; Rosales; Cannabaceae. Bases 1 to 1080 code for a protein of 359 amino acids. The record is from RefSeq and is a predicted model, not a curated record. Gene Ontology annotation, molecular function: catalytic activity.